Molecule: messenger RNA, 924 nt
Organism: Neoarius graeffei (lesser salmon catfish)
Lineage: Eukaryota; Metazoa; Chordata; Actinopteri; Siluriformes; Ariidae
Gene: ndufaf8
Product: NADH:ubiquinone oxidoreductase complex assembly factor 8
Exons: 4
Coding region: 274-486 (70 amino acids)
Biological process (GO): mitochondrial respiratory chain complex I assembly
Cellular component (GO): mitochondrion
Source: RefSeq, a predicted model, not a curated record
GAAGGUAUUCCAGAAGACACUGGCAGCAGCCCAGUGACUCAUGGGAAAUUUCUUGGAUGUUUUAAAAGUCAAGGGCUUUGUUAGGCAGUAGUAUUUGUAAACACAGCUCUAGAACAUUACUUGAAAAGGAUACUGCUAAUUUCCUCGAAGAGAUAUCCAGGACAAGGCGCUUCGUCAUCUGCAGUCGCCUUCAUAAGAGUCGGGAUCUGAGGAAACACAGGAAGCUAUCAGCCAAUCGCAGUGUAGGAGGCGGGAUCUUUGCAGUUACCAGUCAUGUCCGGGAGAAAUGUUUGGAUCAGUACCCGGGAGCGGAUGAGGCGAUUCCCGGAGCUGUUAUCCCGGUGUUCAGUAGAGGCAGCUGUUUAUGGUAAAUGUGUGGUUUCCACGACAACAGGCAAACAGGAGCUGAGGAAAGAUCUGUGCCUGAAGGAGUUUGAAGCUCUGAAGACCUGCUUCAUCAACGCUGCAAAUCGAGGGAGGAGGUAGAGGAAGAAUUCAAGCCUGGAUGUACUACUUGCUAUUAAUCCAUCUGUUUGUUCAUUCACUCAUCUUCAGUAAGUGUUUUAUCCUCAGGAUCAUGGUGGAUUCAAAACCUCUACCAGGAACACUGGGCAUUAGGUUGUGUUACAGCCUGGGUGGGACAUUGAUACACAUACGUUGAAAUGUAGGGGCAAUUUAUCAAAGCCAAUCCACCCAAGAGCAUGUUUUCAGACAGUGGAAGGAAACCCAAAUGGACACGGGCAGAAUGUGAAACUUCAUACAGAUGGUAACCGGAGUUUCCCUGCCUCCCUUCUGUGGUGUUUCCCUCCUCCUCCUGUAACCAUCAUCUGAUGUUUUAUUGAAAUAUUUGAAUCACAUGAAUAUGUAUAUCAAAACAAUGUUGAUUGUCUUGGUGCAUAAAAAUUAAAUCCUCUAUAUGGCUCA